This is a messenger RNA of Mercenaria mercenaria, 4939 nucleotides long. Its product is annotated as V-type proton ATPase subunit H-like. Gene Ontology annotation, molecular function: proton-transporting ATPase activity, rotational mechanism. Bases 101 to 1546 code for a protein of 481 amino acids. Lineage: Eukaryota; Metazoa; Mollusca; Bivalvia; Venerida; Veneridae. Gene Ontology annotation, cellular component: vacuolar proton-transporting V-type ATPase, V1 domain; lysosomal membrane. The transcript is spliced from 14 exons. Gene Ontology annotation, biological process: proton transmembrane transport. The record is from RefSeq and is a predicted model, not a curated record.
UGUUAUUUCCGUUGAACAAUCACAUGAUAAUCAACAACUUCCGGUUACUUCCGCUGUCAAAAAUCUUGAAUAAUUUGAUUUCUAUACAUUUACGGUGAAUAUGUCGGGUUUGGAAACUAUUGGAAGCGUCAUUAGCAAUAUAGAUGACAUCGAGAAAGGAGCACAAGUAGCAACAUCCCUGUUACAGCAGAGAGCCAAUGAUGUGCGGGCUAACAGAGUUAACUGGCAGUCGUACCUACAGGGCCAGAUGAUCUCGAAUGAAGAUUUCCAGUUCAUCUCAAGAUUUGACAAUGCAAAUGCAGAACAGAGACAUGGGUUGCUGCAAGACGUACAGGGCAAGAUGCAGUUUGCCAAGACAUUCUUUAAUUUGAUGAGUCACAUAGCAAAGGACCAAACACUACAGUACAUUCUAACAAUGUUGGAUGACAUACUACAGGAAGACAAAACAAGAGUGGAAAUAUUAAAGAUGUAUUCAAGAAAGAACAAAGAAUCUGUAUGGACACCAUUUCUUCACCUUCUGGACAGGAAUGAUAGAUUCAUUGUCAACCAGACGAGUCGAAUCAUCGCUAAGAUUGCAUGUUGGAGCAAGGACCUAAUGGAAACCAAUGAUCUCAAAUUUUACCUCAACUGGCUGAAAGAUCAACUCAAAUUGCCAGGUAAUGAGUACCUACAGACUGCUGCGAGGUGUCUACAGAUGAUGUUGAGAGUUGAUACAUACAGAUACAUGUUUGUACAGGUGGAUGGUGUAGCCACGAUUAUUACAGUGCUAGACUCCAGUAAGAUGGGUUUCCAGAUUCAGUAUCAACUCAUCUUCUGUCUGUGGUGUCUCACUUUCAAUCCAAAUUUAUUAGAAAGAAUGAACAAACAGCACAACAUUAUCCCAAUUUUGUCAGACAUUUUAAGUGAUACAGUGAAAGAAAAAGUCUCUAGAAUUAUUCUGGCAACAUUCAGAAAUUUGUUAGAGAAGCCGGAGGAGAGAGAUAUUGUACAGGAGAAUGCUCUGUCUAUGGUUCAGUGUAAAGUUCUCAAGCAGCUUGAACUGUUGGAAGCCAGAAAGUUUGAUGAUCCAGAUAUUGUGGAGGACUUGCAGUUCUUACAGGAGAAACUACAGGAGUCUGUACAGGAUCUUAGCUCGUUUGAUGAAUAUGUAACAGAGAUAAAGUCAGGCAGGUUAGAAUGGAGCCCUGUGCAUAAAAGUGACAGAUUCUGGAGAGAAAACGCAAUACGACUAAAUGAGAAGAAUUAUGAACUACUUAAAAUAUUAGUACGGUUGUUAGAAGGGAGCAGGGACCCAUUAAUUUUAUCUGUAGCAGCCCAUGACAUAGGAGAAUAUGUUCGCUACUAUCCCAGAGGGAAGAAUGUUAUAGAACAACUGGGUGCUAAACAUUUGGUUAUGCAGUACCUGACACACGAGGAUCCCAAUGUACGAUAUGAGGCAUUGAUAGCUGUACAAAAAUUAAUGGUCCAUAAUUGGGAAUACCUGGGUAAACAGAUAUCACAGGCGACUACAGAGGAAACACCCGGAGUUGUACAAGCCAAGGCAUAGCAUCAUCAUUCCACAUCAUAUCAUGCUAGUCAUAUAUAUAACUGUGUUGUAUGUUCAAAAUUGACCAAUCAUGUGAUAUACAUUUUAAAUCUAAAAAAAAAUCAACUUUAAAAGACUUACAGUUUUGGAGGAGACCCUUUGUUACAUGUGUGUUAUAGCAGAUGAAAACUGAAUCAAAAUGGCACAAGAAGGAAAAGAAACAAAAUUAGAAAAACAAGUGCUAUGGAGUGAUGGUACUGUAUCCUCACAAGAAGCAGUUAACCCGAAAGGUCAUAAAAAUAAUUUUGGAGACCAGUCUCGAAAGUUGAGAAUUGGAUUGGUUGUUUUUUAUCACAGUUUUGAAAUCGACCAAUGACAAGGUUGAAUUACAAGACUGGUCCCCCAAUCUUUUUUUUAACUCUGGAACCAGGUAAAAAAGAAAAGAAACUUGUAUUGAAGAAACAGGUUGGAAGUGUAAAUGGUUUAAUGUAUAUCAGAAAAAAUAGUGCUAGUUUUGCUUUUUCAUUAUGUAUAGAUUGUAGCAAAUCCAGAGAGGCGUCCUGUCUGUUUAAGAAACUAAAUGUUACACCUUUAUAACCCAGAACAUUUUAAUGUAGCUGUAGAUAGUGUCAUAAAUAGAGAGAAAUGUAUAAUUAUGUGUUUGAGCUAAGCAGAGAACAAUUCACAGUAUAAAAUGACUGCCAGGAUCUAGUGGUUGUACUGCAAAAGUACUUAAACUCUUUUGUCUUAAAACAGUCUUAUUGUAAUUACAUUGUAUUUAAAAGACUUACCCACGUUUUUGGGGAUAAAAUGGGGGAGACCUCUUAAAAUUUAUUUAACUUGGAAUACGGUAAAAGUGCACUUUUUGACAAACUACAAAUUUUUGCAAAAUCUUCAUUUAAAGUACAAAAAUAAUGAUUUUGAAGGUUUUUGAUUUUUACACAUUGAUACUAGUUUUCAAUUUUUUCUAAUUUCUCAUUACCUUAUGGACAUUUUUUAUAAAGAUACAUAAUUAUAAAUUACCAAAGUAAACAACAAUAAUAACAUAAGUAGUAAAAAUAUAUGAAUAAUUACAAAAGUUCAUUAUAUAUUCAUAAUUUUCUCUACUCGUGUUGAUAGCGAGUAGCAAGGAUGUGUUCUUUAGAAACAUGAAUGUAUAUGUAGUGCUAAUUUUCUGUUUUUGUCAAGGGACUGUCCAUGAAAUCCAGCCAUAUUCAUUUUUUCAUGUCAUAGAUAUAUUUUGUAUUUAAUAUAUUUAGAUGUGAUGUGUGUAGAAACAAAAAAAUAAAUUUUUACAGUAAAAGACUGAUUGUUCAAGGUCACAAGGAGGUGAGAGGAAACAGCUCAAGCUAUCCAUGGGUCUUGUGCGAUCCAAACAUAGAAAGUAAAGAAACCUGUGGGGGGACAUAAAUAUUGUUUGGGCAAGCCUGGAAGCUUAGGCCAUUGAUGCUUAAGUGAGCUGUGUUUCACUGUAUUUCAUAACAGAUAUCAUGUAAAAAAAAUCAGCUGCUUUAUUAAGGAAACAUUUUUUCUUGUACUUAGUUGUAGCCAGUAGUCCGUGGCCGAGUGUUUAAGGUCGCUGACUUCACUUAUGUCAUUCCUCCAUCAUCAAAGCUGGCAAGUUGCCAUAUGACCUAUAAUUGUGUAGGUGCGAAGUUAAACCCAACAAAAACAAAAGUAAAGGCUAAAGCUAUCCGAUUUCUGAAAUGGUUUUCUCUGUUGAAAACACUGGCAGCCUUUUUUGGGGAUCAAAAUUCUAGACAUCUGAUGGAGAAAGUUUACAGUUUCAAAAAAAAAGUAAAUGUUUAAGGAAAUUUAUCAUAACCUGUCAUAUAUAUAGAAAUUACAUAAUAUAUAGCAACAAUACAAGAAAAGAUUUUUAGCAGUAAAAAUUUGACAAAAUACUAGUCUAAUCUGUAGCAGAUUUUAUGUAUGGCAUGAAGCUUUCUCAGGAUUUUUUUCACAUAAUUAUGUCUCAGAUUUAAUUCACGUAUUUAGUUACUUGUUAUGAUAAAGCUGCUUUUAAAGUUUCAGAAACUGUUUUCAAAUAAUUUGAAUGAAAUCAGUUGAAAUUUUUUUAGCAAUUUGUAACUUUUAUGACAAAUAGAAUUACCUUAUUUCUUGUUGAACUAACCAGAACUGGUUAUAUUUUUUUUGUCUGUUAUAUUUUAAUUCAUAGACAUUCCAUUACUUGAGAAUACAGAUUUGUUUUCAUAGUGAGGAACAGAGACAAUCCUUUGAAUUUUGACAGCUGCCAUUUUUUGGUGCCACUACUGAUCUUUUAAGAUAUUGUGUCAGUUGAAUUACUGUCAUAUAAACACAUUUAUUAUUCCAUAUUUAAUAUGGGUGAAGUAUAUUUCAGUAAAUUAAAUGUAAAUAUUUAAAUGGAAAGUAACUUGUUCUAUUUAUAAUAAAUAUUCUAAUAUAAAAAAACAUGCACAUUUUCAUUAAAACAUGGCAAUAUUGAUGUCACGUUGACAUACAUGUAUUAUUUGGCACCAUACAAGCACUGAGAAAGAGUUCUUACCACAUUUGAUCUACUGUGUCAUAUAAAAGACAUUUCAAAAUUGAAAUGACAUUACAGAAUUCGUAUACUCUGAAUCCAUUAUAAGGUUUGCGGAAUAACUCGCUAAAUUUCCAUGCAUUCAAAAAGUUAUUCCGCUGGAUGUAUUACCACUAUUAAAACAUAGUUUCAGUUUGAUGUCAUGUCGUUUUCCUGUAUUUGGCACCAUGCACCAAGAAAUAGCCAUACCCUAAAUAGGAUUAUAUUACAAGUAACUAUCGUGCAUUGUGUACUAGCGUAACAACAGCUAUAUGAUACAGUUCUUCUCAGAGGCAAAAUAAUGGAGGAAAAAUAGGAGUAUUUACAAAAUUACCCAUAAUGCCUUGUGUACUUUAGUAACAACAGGUAUUUUAGCAUCAUUAGCGCAAUGUUUGUUGGUGUAUAUGCAGUCGGUAAAGGUUUUCUCACUUCAUUACUUAAACUCUAAAUUUAGUUAUCAGCACCAGAAUCUUGUGAAGUGUAAAUAAAUAAAUUGAUCUGUCAGGGUAAUAUACAACAAAUACGAGUUGCAAACUUUAUUAGGGGCAAUCUUACUCAGCUAUGUAAAAAGUAUGUUUUUACAAUAUCUUGAAUUCUUUGUCCAAUUUUUUCCUUCAACAAAACAUGUUUUUUACAAAUUUGCAAAAAUCCAAAAAUUGGAAAUGAUCCUUAAAAACUGGACAGUGUUCAAAUAUUUUGAAGAAAUGCAUCUAUUAACAAAAUGUAAGAUUGACGCAAUAUGUUUGUAUACAAUAUUAUUAUUGAGUGUUGAUAGAAUGUAAAUUGUUUGAAAUAUAACUUUACAUUUUUAAAUUGUAAUUAUAUUAUGUUGUUUUGUAUGAUAUACAAGAGAUAAAAUACUAUGAAAACUA